AUGAACAUAUGUGCAGAUUUAUUUGAUGAAUUUACUAAUUAUUCAUGUUUAAAUCUUAAAAUAUGUCCUGAGUUUGUUAUCAACAUCAAAGAGUGUAAAACUAAAUUUGAUGGAUAUUCAAAACAGUUUGAAGCUUUACAUAUUUCAUUAAGUAAUGGAGAUAAUAAAACUCAAUUCUUUCUUCAAAGAAUGAAAAUGUUAUUUCUUGAAGAAAUUCGUUCUUUCUCAGUACAAAUUAAUACAUUGAUGGAUCGUAUUCAUCCUUAUGAAGAUGAAGUCUGUGAAGAAUAUAAAUUUAAUGAAGUUAAAGAAGUCGAACUAGUGAAUAAAAGAAUUAAACAAAUUCCAAUAAUAACUGAUAGUGGAUAUAAAUUUAAUUGUGAUGGAUUAAUUGAUUUUACAGUAGAAGGUAGUAGUUCUUCAGAUAGUAUAAUUUCAGAAGAAGAGGAGGAAGAUGAUGAAAGAGAAAAAAAUAGAAAUGAAUAUAAUUUUUAUCCACAAUUUUGUUGUGUUAAUAACCAAGUCAUAGUUCAAGGAGAAAACCUUGGGGCAACAACACAAAUAAAAAUUUCUUCUAUUAUCUGUCAAAUAGAAGGAAAUAAAAAAAGGGGUCAACUCACAUUUACUGUACCAAAGGUUUAUGGAUGGGUUGAUGUUGAAUUAAUUCAUAAGAAAACUGUUGUUAAAAUACCACAAGCCAUUUUCGUUUCAAUUCAAGAAAUACACUAA
This is a messenger RNA of Entamoeba nuttalli P19, 729 nucleotides long. RefSeq lists its product as hypothetical. The transcript has a single exon. The record is from RefSeq and is a predicted model, not a curated record. Bases 1 to 729 code for a protein of 242 amino acids. NCBI's taxonomy places the organism in Eukaryota, Evosea, Mastigamoebida, Endamoebidae.